AUGGCUACGAACCAGACUGCCGGUGGUGUACAACCACCGCACGGCCAGUUCACGACCCAAACACCUCCACCAGGCCAGUUCAUCCAAAAUAUGUAUCGUCCAAAUCAAAGUCCGGCGCAGGGUCAAAUGCAAAUCCAAGGACAACCAUUACCCAAUGGUUUCCCAUCACCUCCUAGUACUGGAUCCGUGCCUGGUCAAUCGCCGGUCCAGGCCCAGCCAGGUCAACCCAGUCCACCAGGCAACGCCCAGGGGCAACCCGGAUCGGCCCCGGGAGCACCCGGGGCUCCCCUCCCUGUCAUGAUGCCUCCUCCUCACUUGGCAGGAAGGUUCCCGCAAGGAAACUGGAACUUGCAGGAGUCUCAUUUGUCGGAGCCACUACAGCCCACGAAUCGUCACCGACACUCGUCUAGCAAUGCAUCACAGCAACCCUUCUAUGGUUUCGACAAAGAGACGGGCGUUCCGGCAUCGCCACGGAGCCAGAGGGCUCCAGAGGCAGAGCAGCAACCACAAAUCCAGCCGGUAGACCAGAACGGCCAAGGCCCGCAACUCAAUGGCCAGGACAACUCCGGGAAUCUCAUCGAGCAGCGUCCGCGCGGGAAGUCGUUGUCACAGACAAAUACGGACGUGGAUGACCUACCGGCACCCGGUCCGAUCCCAGCUGCCGAUGGGAACAGGGCAAGGCGAAACUCGGGUAUCUUCUCGAGCCUCCGCAACAGGGUUGGGGCGGGUACUCCGGUCACAAGUGACGCAGUUUCCGAUGCCAGUGUCAUGACGGACGAAACAGGAGGACAGCAGCAGAGACGCGCCCAGAUGUUCAGUGCGCUAGGUGCCGCAGGCGCAACGGAGGCUCCUCAAAGUAAGGAAAGCAUCAUUGCUCAUGGCAGCACCACGCCCGUGAAUGGCGGACUACAGUCACCCCCUCCUCAGCACCAGCAGCAACAGCCGAAGAAAAGUAGAAUGGGCCUUAAGGCCAUGUUCAGCCGGUCAUCGCAGCAGGAUGUUUCCCGACCUUCUGGAAGCGCGCAGUCAGCUAGGCCUACGACGCAGGGUCAAGCUCAUGGUCAGCAUCAGGUACAACAACCCGUUGCUAUGAGUGGCGCCAACCCAAUGUAUCCUCUGCGACCAAAGACUUCGGGCCAGGUUCCCCCUCAGCAACAUCAGUCUCUUGCCUCUAUUGCCGAAUCUGAAAAGGCUAGAAAAGCCUCUGGUGGAAUAUUUGGCAUGUUUAAGAACAAGGACGCAAAGCCAGUGCCAGGUACCGGGGCUGGCCAGCCGCUCAUGGACCCCAGGCAGACGCUACAAGGUAUGGGACGAGGACAAAUGGCAAUGCCACCUCCUGGGCAAGGGCAAUUCCCACAACAGCAGUAUCGUCAACAGUUCCCAGUUGGUCCUGAUGGAAAGUUGCUGAUCUUCCCUGGUCAACUUCCUCCUCAACAUCAGCAGUUCAUGCAACAAGGUCAUCCAGGCAUGCAUCAGCUGCAGCAGAUGCAGAUGCAAGGGCAAAUACCAGGGCAGCAACGACCCCAGAUUAACAUGCAGCAGUCUCAGCCUUUGUUGCAGGGUCAAAAUGGAGGUCCACAGAUUCAGCCGCAACAACAGCAUCAGCAGCAACUCGACACUCGUCAGGGUCAAAAUAAUGGCCAAAAUGUGGUCUCUACAGGUCCUGUCAGCCCGCCAGUUGCUUCUCCCGCACCUUCAGAUACUCAAUCCGUAGUAGAACAGUCUCGUCCCCAGCAAAAUACACCUCCCGCCACCAAUGGACAGGCGCCUCCGGCGGCAACGAACGGAGGCCACGCCCGGACGUUCUCUCAAGGCAGUAACUUACCCAACACGUAUACUCUCGGCAUGAACGGUAAUCAGCCAAAUCAGUUGCCUGCGCGAAAGCCGGUAGGGUCCAGGGUCGUCUCAGCUCAGAUCCCUCCAAGUCUUAUGCCACAACAACAGCAACGCCAAAGGGGGGCUUCGGUCUCCUCAACUCAACAUCCUCAACCUCCUCGACCCCAGAGUCCGCCGAGCAUGCAACCCCCGUCAAGCUUGGGAACCCAACGCCCUUUGGAUUCUCAGCACACUUUGGCAUCCCAAGGCGGAAAGUCUCUUCCCGAUGUUCCCACCUCUGCGCAGCGGGCGGAUCAACAAAGCUCUGGUGCACAAGACCAGCAAAACCAAGGACCGGGUCGCCAGCAACAAUCACAGCCACAACCUAUGCCAGCUGGCCCGCAGAGCCUUGGUCAAGGCAUUCCCAACCAAAUCAUCCCUCCCGCUGGCCAUUCACUAUCUCACGCGGCAACUAUGGGGCCUGGCUUUCCGGCACAACAACCACAACAACCUCAGAGACCUCAGCAACCCAGCCCCGGUUUCCCCCCUCGGAAUGUCAUGACUACAGCCCCUCCGCCCAAGGAGAAGGAGCAGAGCACUAUUUCCAAGCUUUUCAGAGGGACUAAACAACAGACCCCGCCAACAACCUCUCAGGAGAAAGGGAAAUCGUCGUUCAUGAGCGCUUUGAAACGGGGCGGCAAUACCAAGCAAGGAGAGGCCCAACCAAGGUCUCAGCCCCAGUCGCCUCAAGCCAACCAAGGACAGUUCCAGCCGAACCAAGCUCAGAUGCAGCAAGCACAAAGGCAGCCAGGUUUGCAGCCUCCUCAAAGCCAGCUGCCGGGACAACCGCAACAGCCGCAACAGCAGCAACAACAGCAAGAGUCACGACCGGGACUGGGAGAACGACGGUCAAGCCCGCAUUUGCAGUAUCAACAUGAGAGGCAGGAUCCGUCCAAAGCCCCUAGCCCACCGGCACAGGCAGAUCUGGCCAUGCGCCCACCUGGGCAGCAGUCAUCGCAGCAGCCUACCCGGCCUACCCGUCAACCUGUUACAUCCGCUCCUGGCGCUCCCAAUCAGUCUACACCUGUGCCCCAGACAAUCCAACAGCCGCAACAAAUGGUUCAGGGACAGCCAGGCCCAACCCCAGGUUUGGUCCAGGGGCAGGGACCGGUGCCAGGACAGCCGUUGCAUCCUAACCAGAUGGCAGGUCAAGCUCAGGCUCAGGCUUUCGCUCAGCAGCAGUUUUUCCAAGCGCAAGCUCAGGCCCAUGCGCAGGCCCAGAUGUUUCAAAGGUUCCAACAACAACAAGUCCAGCUUGCUGCUCAAGGCCAAGCCCCUCGCCCAGGUCAGCCUCCAGCCCAAGGCCAAGGUCAAGACCAGAAUCCAGCGACAUCUGCGCCUCCAGGUCAAGAGCCUCGGUAUGCCCAGGUGCCCAUUCCAGCCGGUUAUUUUUCUGUACACCAGGGGAUGGCACAAACUCCUUCGCCCAUGGGCAUGCCGAUGCCGUAUUUCAUAAACGUUCCUGGCCAGCCGCCGCAAGGCUAUUUUAUGCCGAUGCCAGGGCAGAUGAUUCCCCCGGGGAUGCCCGGAAUGCCGCAGAUGUUGCCUCCUGGGUUUGUUCCCGGUCAACCUUUUAUGUAUGCUCAUCCCGGCGGUGGCCCAAUGCCGCCACCUGGACCUCCAGGAAGCGUACCCAUGGCUGGACCUCCGGGAAGCAUGCCCAUGGCCACGCCUUCUUCCGCUGGUGGCACCCCCUUCUUUACACCGCCGACCUCUCAUGGAGGACCUCAACAAGUGUUCCACGUUCCCGUACACCCAUCAUCUCCUCCGCCGGGCAGUGAGCAUUCUGGACAGCAUCCUCCAAGCAUCUCGCCUACUCCUCCGCCGUUUAUCGGAACAUCAAGACAGGCUAGCAACGUUUCUCCUCAACCUCAGUUGCAGUUCCAGCAGCCACCGCCGCAGCCAUCGCCCUCUCCGCCGAACUAUCCCCUCCCGAACACGCCUUUCUCUCCAGUGAAUCCGGACGCGGCGAAUGUUCUCAACCCACCGCUUCCCGUGAGCGAACCACUGCAGCAGCAGCAGCAGCAGCAACAGCAGCAACAGCCUAACCCGGGUCUUUUCAUCCCCCAACGACAAGUCAGCCAAGUCAGCGCCAUGUCCUCCCUGCAGCCCAGCAACGGAUCGCCUUCGAUGAACGUGAUUUCGCCCAUCUCGAACGACAGCGGAGUGACGCAGAUUCCCGAAGGAGGACAGCAGCAACUUUCCCGUUCCGGAUCCGCGGCUCUUCCUCCGGACUCCAGGACCGUCAGCCCGGAACCAGUUAAUGUAGCCCAGAGACUUUUUGGUUUGAGGAUUGAUGAGGAUGGUGGUGAUGACGAUAAGGACAGCAAGAAGGGUGAGAACGACGACCACCAUCAUCCGUGGAACGGAAUCGCCACGGACAGUGACUCUAGGGCAGUUAGUCCGGAACCACUUUUGGAUGAACAUGGGCCUAUGACACCGCCGCCUACCACGGUUAGCUUCAUCCGCGCGCAGGCACAGGAGGUCCAUGUGCACCGGUCGCCGGAUAGGCAUGUUGGGGAGAAUAAUAUAUAUGAUGCGACGCCGAGACAGUCGAUUAAAUCACCUGUCCUACUGCAGAGGCGCAACUCUGUGGAUGAGGAGGAGGAUGAGCCUGCUCUGCUCGAGUCUCAGAACGAGGAUUCAAUAGCUGGCUUCUUCGAAAAGAAGGUCGAUGGUUUAAGUGAUAUCCGUGAGGAGUCUCCCGAAAAGGGAAACAGCUAUAUCAUCAUGGCUCCUCCUGUCGAAGAUGUUCAUGACGAAGUCGAGAAAGCAGCUGCGCCAGCUCCAGCUCAUCAAGCGCUUGUCGUCGAAAACGGGGAAACCAACCACGGGAAACCUGUCGGAUUAGAGGAGGAUGAGAAGGAGGAGCCAGUUCUUCCAAGCCAGGUCGAGCAUAGCAAGCAGCAGCAGCAGUCACCCAAACCUCAACCCCAGCCAGAAGCCUCUGCACCAGUCCCAGCAGCGCAGCAACAACAACCCAUCAUAAUCUCCCCCUCCCCCUCCCCCACCCAAACCCCCGAACCCAGCAAGCCGCAGCAACUCCACCAUCAACAACCGCAACCCGACUCCUCAAACGGCGUCAUCACCACCGCCUCCGGCUUCCUCAUUUCCUCCUCCCCCUCUUCCAACCCCACCCCGGAUAACCCCAAAGGCAUCCACAUCAAACCCCUAACCGACCGCUCCAUCUUCGAAGAAGCCAAGCGCAAACAAUUGCUCAGGGAGCAAGAGGAGAAGAUUCCUGUGUUUUCGGAUGAUGAUGAUUACAUCAUGAAUCAGAACAAUGGGGCGAAUUUUGCGGCGGGAGCGGCGGGGCAGGGAAUGGGGAAUAAGAAAAAGGAGGAUGAUUUGGAUGCUGUGCCGAUGAUGAGUGCUACGAGUUAUCCCGGGCAGGAGUGGAAUCCGUAUGAUUUUGGGAUGGGGGGAGGGGAUGGCGGGGAGGGGUGGGAGGAUUGA
Neurospora tetraspora is the source of this 5331-nucleotide messenger RNA. RefSeq lists its product as uncharacterized. Lineage: Eukaryota; Fungi; Ascomycota; Sordariomycetes; Sordariales; Sordariaceae. The coding region runs from base 1 to 5331 and encodes 1776 amino acids. The record is from RefSeq and is a predicted model, not a curated record. The transcript has a single exon.